CCUUCCUCACAUUCUCUACUUCUCUCACACUCAAACCCACAUUGACACUCAAAACGCUCCGUUUAUGGUUUUCGAUUCAGCGGUUUAAAAUCAGAGCGCUCUCUCGAAUCGAUGGGAAUUCUCAGUAAUGGCGAUUGGCUGAAGAUCCCAUUGCUGAUCAAAUUAUGCGGAUUCAUCGUGAUCUCCGUGACAUUUUUCUUCUUUGGGAAGAACUGGACCGGCGGGGCCCAGCAGCUCCUCUCCUUCAGCGCCGCCGCAGGCCGAUCUCCUCCCUCAGUCUCCAUCUCCCCCAAUCUCAACUAUCCUUUCAACCUCUCCGCCCUCCUCAACGAAACCCUAGCCCCGCCGCCGCUGCCUCCUCCUCCCUCCCCGCCUCCGCCGCCGCUUCUUUCUCCUCCUCCGCCGCCGUCGGACAUGAUCCAGCGGUUCGGGAUCGUCGACGAGAACGGGACCAUGGCGGACGAGUUCGAGAUCGGCGAGUUCGAUCCCGACGAGGUGGUGGAGAAUUGGAGCGGGAAGAAUGAGACGGCGGCGGAGAGUGAUCGGGCCGGGUCGGGUAGGGUUAGUGUGAAGAAGUUUCAGCUUUGUCCGAGCAGUAUGAGCGAGUUUAUACCGUGUUUGGAUAAUGCUGAGGCCAUUAAGCAGCUCAAAUCCACUGAGAAAGGCGAGCGCUUUGAGCGGCAUUGUCCGGAAACCGGCGGUGGUUUGAAUUGCUUGGUUCCGCCGCCCAAUAAUUAUAAGAGUCCAAUUCCAUGGCCAAAGAGCCGCGAUGAGGUUUGGUUCAAUAAUGUUCCUCAUACUCGUCUGGUUGAGGAUAAAGGGGGCCAAAACUGGAUUACGCGAAAGAAGAAUAAGUUUAAGUUUCCUGGAGGUGGUACACAGUUUAUACAUGGGGCAAAUGAGUACUUGGAUCAUAUGUCUAAGAUGAUCCCUGACAUCACAUUUGGUCGCCAUAUCCGAGUUGCAUUGGAUGUUGGAUGUGGUGUUGCAAGUUUUGGUGCGUACCUGAUGCAACGGAAUGUCAUCACUAUGUCAAUUGCUCCGAAAGAUGUCCAUGAGAACCAGAUACAAUUUGCCCUUGAGCGUGGAGUGCCUGCAAUGGUAGCAGCUUUUGCUACCCGCCGUUUGUUAUACCCAAGUCAGGCAUUUGACUUGAUCCAUUGCUCACGAUGCAGGAUUGAUUGGACUCGUGACGAUGGGAUAUUGCUACUUGAGGUCAAUAGGAUGCUCCGGGCAGGAGGAUACUUUGUUUGGGCAGCACAGCCAGUUUAUAAGCAUGAAGAAGUCCUAGAGGAGCAGUGGCAAGAGAUGCUUAACCUAACGACGCGUCUUUGCUGGGAGUUUGUGAAAAAGGAUGGCUAUGUUGCCGUAUGGCAGAAGCCGGUUAACAACAGUUGCUAUCUAAGUCGGGAUGCUGAAACCAAACCCCCAUUGUGUGACUCAACUGAUGACCCAGACAAAGUUUGGUAUGUUGAUCUGAAGCCAUGCAUAACAAGACUCCCUGAUAAUGGUUAUGGAGCAAAUGUCACAACAUGGCCAGACCGCUUGCAAACUCCCCCUGAUAGGCUUCAAAGCAUACAGUUUGAUGCCUAUAUAUCCAGGAAGGAGCUCUUCAAGGCGGAAUCUAAAUAUUGGCAUGAAAUAAUUGAAGGCUAUGUCCGUGCUUUUAAAUGGAAGAAGUUAAGAUUAAGAAAUGUAAUGGAUAUGAGAGCUGGCUUUGGAGGAUUUGCAGUGGCACUAAUAGAACAUAACUUGAAUUCCUGGGUUAUGAAUGUGGUUCCUGUUAGCGGCCCCAACACCUUGCCUGUUAUAUAUGACCGUGGACUUAUUGGAGUUAUGCAUGACUGGUGUGAGCCAUUUGAUACAUAUCCAAGAACCUAUGAUUUAUUACAUGCAGCUGGCCUCUUCUCUAUUGAGAAGAAAAGGUGCGAUAUCUCAACAAUCAUGCUUGAGAUGGACCGUAUGCUAAGACCAGGUGGACGAGUUUACAUCCGUGAUACUCUUGCAGUCAUGGAUGAGCUUCAAGCGAUUGGAAAUGCCAUGGGCUGGAGAGUUAAUUUGAGAGACACAUCUGAGGGUCCUCAUGCUAGUUAUAGGCUCUUCAUGGCUGAAAAACGACUCUUGCAUAGUUGAAGCAUUCGGAUUUGAAGAGCCAGAGUGAUUUAUACUGCUCAUAUCUAUGAAGGAUAAAUGAGCAAAAAGUUUUAAGAAGAUGCCUAACACCAGAAAUAAUCGGUGCCAGUGUAAGUUGUCAGACAGAGAUAAAGAGAAAUUUGUUUUAUUGUGUAGCUCAGAUUGGAUCCCCUUUAAUAUAGUCCCAGACCUCAGUAAAGAUUAUGCAUAUUUGAGUUGGUUCGCUACAAUAGAGAAACAUCCCCUGUUUUCCUUGUG
Fragaria vesca subsp. vesca is the source of this 2391-nucleotide messenger RNA. RefSeq names its product probable methyltransferase PMT11-like. Gene Ontology annotation, molecular function: methyltransferase activity. The transcript has 9 exons. Gene Ontology annotation, cellular component: cytoplasm; trans-Golgi network; endosome. The record is from RefSeq and is a predicted model, not a curated record. Bases 112 to 2133 code for a protein of 673 amino acids. Lineage: Eukaryota; Viridiplantae; Streptophyta; Magnoliopsida; Rosales; Rosaceae.